Cetraspora pellucida is the source of this 960-nucleotide messenger RNA. The record is from the annotation of a GenBank genome assembly. Lineage: Eukaryota; Fungi; Glomeromycota; Glomeromycetes; Diversisporales; Gigasporaceae.
AUGGCAGAUGCCAUUAAUAACCUCCUUUCUAAUUUUAAUAUCAAAGACAAAACCUUGGCACUUAUCACAGAUAAUGAAUCAGCAAAAAUUGUUUGUGGAAAGUUAAUUACAGAAGAAUUGCAACAUGAAUUUGAUGAAAUCAGAUUUUCACACUAUCAUUAUGCAGCCCAUGUACUUAAUCUGACUGCAAAACAGAGAUUAAGAAUGGUUUGUUUGUCAAUAGAAAAAGUUCAAAACCUAAUGUCAAAAAUUAGAGUAUCAACUUGUCUCUGUGAUGAUUUACAUGGUCUAUACAAACUUAAAGGAAUUCCAUACUUUAAACCUGAAUUAGAUGUUGAUACUAGGUGGAAUAGUAUGUAUUACAUAUUGCAAAAAAUAAAAAAAAUAGAAACAUCUCUUAAAUUACUUGCAGCGGACCAUCCUUCAAUUGAUUUAUUAUAUCCAAAUAUUAAUGAACAACAAAAUUUAAAAGAUAUGCUUAUUCUAUUAGAACUAAUUGAAACUAUAACAAAAUUACUUUUAGCAUCAUCAUAUCCAACUAUAGAUACCUAUAUUGAAAAAGAAGAAUUUUCUCAGUACUUGGCUGCUACAUCAAUUUGUCAAAAAAUUAAAACAUAUUGGGGUAUAAUGGAUGAACCUUUUGUUGUAUCUGCUGUUCUUGAUCUUCGUGCCAAAUUUAAAAUAUUUAACAAAGAAGAAGCUAUUAAUGCUAAAAAAAUGAUUAAAGAAAUUAUGAACCAAUAUAUAUAUGAAUAUCAACAAACUUUAUCUGUUUCUAAUAAUGAGGAAGAAAGUCUGAUCAAAACUACUCAAAAGUUUUUUUGGAAGUGGCAUAACAAAUCCGAAACUGUAGAAUCCUUGGUUCCUAAUUAUACUAAUGAAGAAUCAACUAUUACUAAUGAAUUAAAUUAUUAUAUUGCAAUGGAAACUAUUGAAGAAAAUACAAUUCCAUUGGAAUAG